Molecule: messenger RNA, 2063 nt
Organism: Salvelinus fontinalis (brook trout)
Lineage: Eukaryota; Metazoa; Chordata; Actinopteri; Salmoniformes; Salmonidae
Product: lysosomal membrane ascorbate-dependent ferrireductase CYB561A3
Exons: 7
Coding region: 173-1075 (300 amino acids)
Cellular component (GO): lysosomal membrane
Molecular function (GO): oxidoreductase activity
Source: RefSeq, a predicted model, not a curated record
UGCGAGGUCAAUAAGGAAAUGUGACUCGUAAUAAACACCAGCAGACGUUUUAGUGCCGAUUGAAUAUAAUUAAUUUCUAAACGUUACAAAAUUUGGCAAUUAUUAUAAGUAGUAUUUAAUUAUCUCGAUCUAAGCUGAUAUGGAAGAAUCGUAAGAUAGGGCACCUGACCAGAUGCAUGACUAUACCCCACCUAACACCUGUUCAACCCCAUCUGAGUGCUUACCCCUAAGCCAGUGGAAUGAGACAAUGGAAUGUGGAAGCGAGUUAGCAGUUGACACAAUGAAAAAGGAACUGAAAUCAAGGUCCAUUCUUGCAGAUUGUUCUACCAGGAUGAGAUCCAUUGUGUCUUUCUACUUCUGCUACCUGCUGUGCCUGUGCCUGGGGAUCGCCUGUGUGGUGUUUGUGUCCAUCUGGAACUCCAAGUGGCGUGGUGGCUUUGCCUGGGAUGGCUCGGCCCUUCAGUUUAACUGGCACCCUGUCCUGAUGGUCACAGGUCUCGUCGUGCUCUACGGCAAUGGAGCGGUGUUGUACCGCAUUCCCCUCACAUGGGGGCAGAAUAAGCUGCCCUGGAAACUGCUGCAUGCUGGUGUCAUGCUCCUGGCCCUGCUCUGCUCCAUCCUUGGCCUCUGUGCUGUGUUUGACUUCCACAACACCAACAGAACUCCCAACCUCUACUCCUUGCACAGCUGGAUUGGCAUUUGCACUACAGCACUCUUCACCACUCAGUGGGUGAUGGGCCUUGCUGGCUUCCUCCUGCCCUGCUCACCCAUGUCAUUCCGCAAGCUGCUUAAGCCUGCCCAUGUGUGGAUGGGAGGCUGCAUACUGAUACUCAGCAUUGUGUCCUGCAUCUCAGGGAUCAACGAGAAGCUCUUCUUUGCACUGAAAGGAACUACCAAUGGAACAAUGCCAUAUGGCAAAAUGCCACCUGAGGCAUUGGUCGCCAACUCGUUAGGAGUCUUGAUUGUAGCCUUUGGAUUGGUCGUCCUGAAGAUUCUAUCCAAUCAGAAAUGGCAGCGACCAGAGCCUCGAAGUGAAGACCUGGGCUACAGUCCACUGCUUCAAGACGACAGCUAAUGGAAGAGAUGAGGAGGCUUCAAACCUGCUCUCAGCCGCUAACCAUACUACGCAAGCUAUCCAGAAAUGUUAUCUGCCCCUGCUGGGUCCAAAGUUGCCUUAAGCAAAUAAUGAGAUGCUGAAUGUCCUAGCCACUGUCAGGACCAGAGCCAACCCUGGGCAUAAGGGCCCUUGGCCACUUGGGGGUCUGAACUUACUGUUGAGAGUUAAUAUAGUAAAAUACACUAGGUACAAUUUCAAAAUGUGUUAUUGCAUCAGCAAUUUUUCUCUUAGGUCAGACACUGACAGUCACUGAAUUAGCCCAUGUCAGCUAAAAAUGUUUUGAUUGGUAAGUUAGUCUAGGCAGCUAUCUAAACCUUGUAGUAAUCAUGGCCAUCAUGGCCAAUUACUGACUCGGCACGCAGGGCACAUGCCAAGGGGCCCUGAACUCCAGGGCGCUUACAUUGAUUUUGUUAGUCAUUCUCACUCAGAUAUCAUAUUGAAGUGAUACUUCGGGAUUUCGGCAAUGAGGCCCUUUAUCUACUUCUCCAGAGUCAGAUGAACUUGUGGAUACCAUUUGUAUGGUUCUGUGUCCAGUAUGAGGCAGGCUAGAGGUAGUUUUGAAAGCCAAUGCUAACUAGCGUUAGCACAAUAACUGGAAGUUUAUGGGUAUCUGCUGGCAUGCUAGCAAAUGUUUCUCCGUCCCAUGGCAAAAUGAGUAGAAUUGCAUGAAAUUUACUUUCGACUUAAAAAAGUUUCUCUCCGCUAUCAAGCUGGGACCACGGACAUGUUUUGGCUGCGAGGUGGAGCCCCCCCCCCCCCCCCAAGCAAAUCUUGCUUAGGGCCCCCAAAAGACUAGUGCUGGCCCUGGUCAUGACAGUGUUGUAAGCAAUAAUAUGUCCCAUCAAGAUAUACGUUUUUAUAAAUGUAUUAAAUAGUAGAUUUUACAUCGCUGCCUUGUUUCUUUAUGAAUAUAAUAAUGAAUAAAGUAUGAUAUACUCAAAGAUAA